This is a messenger RNA of Cryptomeria japonica (Japanese cedar), 540 nucleotides long. RefSeq names its product pentatricopeptide repeat-containing protein At2g33760-like. The record is from RefSeq and is a predicted model, not a curated record. NCBI's taxonomy places the organism in Eukaryota, Viridiplantae, Streptophyta, Pinopsida, Cupressales, Cupressaceae. Gene Ontology annotation, biological process: RNA modification. The transcript has a single exon. Gene Ontology annotation, molecular function: protein binding; RNA binding. Bases 1 to 540 code for a protein of 179 amino acids.
AUGUUUCUGGCUUGGAGCUUGGUGUUUGGAGCUUGGAGCUGGGAACUCAAGGGUGCGCUUUCACGAGUGAAGAAUGUAAACUCUUUCAUAGCUCGCAUGCGAUUUGCCUUGGCUACACGCACAACUUUGCGUAAUAAGCUUAUUUACAUGUAUGUCAAGUGUGGAAGUUCGGAUGAUGCUCGAAAAGUCUUUGAUCACAUGAAAGAACGAGACAGCGUCUCAUGGAAUACGAUUAUAGCAGCCUGCAGAAGACAUGCGUAUCCUCACGAAGCAGUCAUACUGUUUCACCAUAUGCAGCAAACAGGUUUCCAACCCGAUCAGUUUACAUUUGCAAGUGUACUCCCAGCCUGUGCCGAUAUGGGAUAUUUGGAACUGGGUAUGCACAUCCAUCAAAGCAUAAAGGAUGGAGGAUUUUUGGCAAAUAUUGUAGUUGCAACCGCACUGGUAGACAUGUAUGCAGAAUGUGGACGCCUAAACGAGGCACGUGAACUGUUUGAAAAAAUCCCUCAAAGAAAAAUGUGGUCUCGUGUAAUGGCAUGA